CCCCGGUUGGAUUAUUCAAUUGGAACUGAGGUUGUUAGGAAGCCGAGAGCCUGCUCGUCAUCUUCCGUUGACAGUCCGGGGCGGUGGUGUUGUUUACGUCCACCAGGUGCCGAUCCGUUCGCGCGUCGAUCUAUCGACUCGCGGUUCAAUCAACAGCACCACUUAGAAACUAUAUCAGGAAUAGAUCUCGGGCGCUUCGGUCUUUGUUCGCAUGCGCUACGCACAUCAGAUUCCAUCAAUCGCGAAACAACUAUGCACCCAUGGACGAUAACGUAAAUCCUUGAUCAUGUCAGGCAGCUAUUCCUCUCGCUUUGUGGAUGUGUCCACGGCCCUCUCCUCGCAGGGCAAAGUCAGUAUCAUUGGCGUUGUGGUCGAUGUCUUCGGUGGAGUCUGGAAGUCCCGGGGCUCUUCCAGCUGCAUUACCUUCACGAUCAAGGACUCGGGACUCGAUAACGGCCAUACGUGGGAUGGCUUGAAAAUCAAGUAUUUUAAAGAUAAUGAGAGCCAUCUGCCCCCCGUGCAAGUCCGCGACGUAAUCCUGCUGCGAAAUCUCACCGUGAAGCCAUUCAAAGGAGAUCCUCUAGGAGUCGCCGCCCACUACGACGAUGUCCCGUGGGCAAUCUUUCGCUUGGACCCGGAUCCCAUGUCCAGUCCUGCUCCCCUAUGUGGCCCUUCAGACUUCGAGCCAUCAUCUUCCGAGAAGAUACACGCUUUGAAUCUGCUGAAUAGCGCUGCUGCGGUCAAUGGCUUCCGCAAAGCUCCAGCGUAUGAUGUCCCGCGUGGACCCAAUGUCGUUCAAGCUGCAAUAUCAAAUCCCAAACCGUGGGACCAGAAAAGGCUCACUCUUAUCAAGGAUAUCGAAGAGCGGACGUUUGUUAGCCUCCUUGGGGAAAUCGUCAAGAUCUACACCAAUGACAGUGAAAAGGUCCUCCUACAUCUCACUGAUUAUACAAUUAAUGAAAGUCUGCAAGACCAUCAACUAGAUGAUGGCGGCGAUGAGGGCUACGGCGCUGAGGGAGAUAUCUAUGGGUACCAAAAACGGCCCAAGAAAAAGUGGACAGGGCCGACUGGCCGAAUGUCUCUUCCAAUCACGUUAUGGGAACCCCAUGCAUCCUAUGCGCGCCAGCAUCUCAAGGCAAACGACCUUAUCCAACUAAGCAAUGUCCAUGUCAAGCGGAGCCGCAUAAAUGGGAUACUAGAAGCCAGUGUCCAUACAAACCGCACGAAUCCAAACUUGGUCAAUGUACACACCGUGGACCAUCGGAAAGAUGCACAUGCCGAAGAGUUCAUACAGCGUAAGACGGAAUAUUGGAAAUCCAAUCCCCGGAAGCGGGAAGCAGAAAGUGAAAACCAGCAGCCACCCAAGAAAAGUGCUAAGAAACAACGAAAGAAAUUUCAAAAAGUGGAAGAAGGCCAGGUGCCUAUAACAACCGCAAACAGCAAGCGGUAUGCACCAAAUGAGAAUAUCAAGGCAGGCAAUCCGUCUGUCCCAACAAUGUCCCUCGAAGCUAUCCUAUCCAACAAAUUUCAUGACAAUACCUCAUACGAUAAAAUUGAAUACCGUCUCCCAUUCCAAAAUUUCUGCUAUCGAACAACAGUCCGCGUGGUUGACUUCUUUCCCCCAAGAUUGGAAGACUUUUCCGUCCCAGAAGACGCUUCUGAUGACGAGACGGGUCCGGGAGACCCUAAUCGUUUCAUUAGAUGGGAAUGGCGAUUCUGCAUUCUCGUCGAAAGUGUCCCUCCCCCACCCGCAGGCCAAGCAAAGGAGCAGAUGAGAUUAUUUGUAGCUGGCCCUAAUGCAGAGUAUCUGCUGGGGCUGACCGCAGUCGAUCUCAGGCGAAACCCGCAUGACUUGAAAGAUCUGCGGGAGAAGCUCUUCAUUAUAUGGGGCGACCUUGAGGAGCGCAAAAGGAUGGCCUUGCAUGAUGGCAAACAGGACCUAGGCCCGGUUUCCUGCAGGCCUUUCAGCUGCUGUGUCCAAGAAUAUGGUGUCUUGUGCAGCCAUCGCCCCGACACGGAGAGUACGAAUAACGAGGACGAUGAGAAUGGCUGCAGCCACGAUGACUGUUUCGGAUGGGAUAGGCGGUUUGCUAUGUUUUUGACUACUAUUGCGUAACAUUUCUGCGGACCUUCAAGAAAUACCCUUUUUUUCUUUUUGGAAAACAAUUGUGGACACUAAGCCAUCGACUAGUAUCCAUGUGUCAUAGAAUGGCAAUGCAAAGUUCGGGUCUUUGCACCCCAAGGUCGGUUGCAGGAAGUUUAGAACUACAGUAGGGAAUUCUACCCUUAUUGACCGCCUGCCGGCAUGAUGUCUAUUUACCUCCUUACUGUUGGAAGGCUUAGGCGCCCGUGUUCCCCGAG
Molecule: messenger RNA, 2361 nt
Organism: Aspergillus sclerotioniger CBS 115572
Lineage: Eukaryota; Fungi; Ascomycota; Eurotiomycetes; Eurotiales; Aspergillaceae
Product: telomere-binding alpha subunit central domain protein
Exons: 3
Coding region: 287-2116 (609 amino acids)
Biological process (GO): regulation of telomere maintenance via telomerase; telomere capping
Cellular component (GO): chromosome, telomeric region; nuclear telomere cap complex
Molecular function (GO): telomerase inhibitor activity; G-rich strand telomeric DNA binding
Source: RefSeq, a predicted model, not a curated record